This is a messenger RNA of Aspergillus novofumigatus IBT 16806, 1672 nucleotides long. Its product is annotated as actin-related protein 2. Gene Ontology annotation, biological process: Arp2/3 complex-mediated actin nucleation. Gene Ontology annotation, cellular component: Arp2/3 protein complex; actin cortical patch. Bases 413 to 1444 code for a protein of 343 amino acids. The transcript is spliced from 7 exons. Gene Ontology annotation, molecular function: actin filament binding. NCBI's taxonomy places the organism in Eukaryota, Fungi, Ascomycota, Eurotiomycetes, Eurotiales, Aspergillaceae. The record is from RefSeq and is a predicted model, not a curated record.
CUGACUAUUUCGGACUGCGUUGUUGAUAGUUGUUAUGGUGUUUACAGGCGGAGGGUCACAUCAUGGUCACCAACAAUGCACUCUCCAACAGUCUACUUGAAUUGAAUACGCUCAAUGGAUUAUCUACUGGCUAGUCAUCCCAAGACCGAAAUGCAAAGAAUUCAAGUGAGAUUUAUGACUGCAGUAGCAUGCGUACCGUUGCUGAUGAAAUGCGGCUCGGCGCGCUAAUGACGACUAUGGGGAAGCCCAUCGACUUUAACACACCUCCAGACCCAAACUCCCUCGCCGUCCCCUCAUCUUUACUAUCCAUACACAACUCUCCUCCCCAACAGCGCAUAUCACUCUGUAUUUUUUGUUGCUUUUUAACGGAGGAACUAACCGAACCAAAAGUACUUAUUGUUCGACCACCACCAUGGCGGAUAUGCCCAUUGUCCUCGAUGGAGGAACUGGUUUCCUCAAGGUCGGAUAUGCUGCGCAGAAUUUCCCAGAGCACCAGUUCCCCUCGAUAGUGGGGCGGCCCAUACUGCGAACUGAGGAACAGGCCGGCGACAUUGUCGUGAAGGAUAUCAUGUGCGGAGAUGAAGCUGCAGCUGCCAGAUCAAUGCUUCAGAUCAGCUAUCCUAACCGCGAGAAGAUGUGCGAGGUCAUGCUGGAACAAUACAACUUUGGAGGCGUAUACGUGGCCAUUCAAGCCGUACUUGCUCUAUACGCUCAGGGUCUCAGCAGCGGUGUAGUCGUCGACUCCGGUGACGGCGUUACACAUAUUAUUCCCGUCUACGAAUCCACCGUCCUCAAGCACCAUAUCCGCCGACUGGACGUCGCCGGCCGCGACGUCACCCGCAACCUGAUCGCUCUGCUCCUGCGCCGCGGCUACGCCCUCAACCGUACGGCCGAUUUCGAAACAGUGCGCCAGAUCAAGGAGAAGCUCUGCUACGUCUCGUACGACCUCGAGCUCGACAAGAAGCUCUCCGAGGAUACCACGGUUCUCGUCGAAUCCUACACACUGCCCGACGGCCGGGUCAUCCGGGUAGGCAGCGAGCGCUUCGAGGCCCCCGAGUGUCUCUUCCAACCUCACCUGGUGGACGUCGACCAGCCCGGCAUGGCCGAGCUGCUCUUCAACACUAUCCAAGGCGCCGACGUCGACGUCCGCUCAAGCUUGUACAAGGCCAUCGUCCUCAGCGGUGGAAGCAGCAUGUACCCCGGUCUGCCUUCGCGGCUGGAGAAGGAACUCAAGCAACUGUGGCUUACGCGGGUACUCCAGGGAGACCCCGAGCGACUUGAAAUUCAAAGUCCGCAUCGAAGAUCCCCCCGACGGAGACACAUGGUCUUCCUGGGCGGUGCCGUGCUCGCCAAUCUGAUCGCCGACAAGGAGGACAUGUGGGUCAGCAAGCAAGAAUGGGAAGAGCAAGGUGUCCGCGCCUUGGCCAAGCUCGGUACUAGCUAGUUGACUCGAGUCGCCUUUGCUUCGGUCUUCGUCAAUCCAGUCCCAUCUCAACCCACCUUUCCCCCUGUCACUGUCAAAGUCCCCCAUCGGACUCACUUCGUGUUGAUAUAGCCACUUUUACUCCUCUGAAAGAUUCUUCUCUGGAAGACCAGCAUGUCACAUAGGUUUCCAGGGCGUCCAGCUGCCUGCCCGUUCGACCCUUGUACGUAGUAUAGAGUAAGCAAGCGA